Molecule: messenger RNA, 4041 nt
Organism: Glarea lozoyensis ATCC 20868
Lineage: Eukaryota; Fungi; Ascomycota; Leotiomycetes; Helotiales; Helotiaceae
Product: P-loop containing nucleoside triphosphate hydrolase
Exons: 4
Coding region: 1-4041 (1346 amino acids)
Molecular function (GO): protein binding; ADP binding
Source: RefSeq, a predicted model, not a curated record
AUGGAUCCACCAGCUACUCCGCCCUGCAACCUAUCUCCAUCUGGUUCCGUCGGUAACCAAGUAGCGAGAGAAGUUCCUCGUCGAGACUUAACAAUUGGGAGCUGGGAACGAAAAGGUUCCUCAAAGUCGAAAGGAUCUAUGUCAUCAGGUCAUCUCAUUGCAAGUGGAAAUGCACGAAACAAACAAACAAUCCACAACCAUUUUGAAACAGCAAGUCCCACCCCGAAAAUGCCUCCGCUACAGCCUGUGCAUUCUAUUUCUGGGCAAAUUCUGCCAUACUUUGUAGGUAGAGCGGAGGAACUAAGUCGCAUGAAGACUUUGCUUGAAUCCCCUGUUGGGAAUGGCGAGUGUCCGUCGUACUGUGUCAUGUGGGGCAUGGCAGGUGUUGGUAAGACUGCACUGGUGGGCAAAUAUCUACGUGGAGAGUCAAGAGACACCAGUAUUAUAUGGCUCAAUGCAUCCACUGAGAGCGCGCUUGAUCAGUCUAUUUCGAAGGCUUUGAAUCAAUGUCUUCCUACUCACGUUAUCCUUGGAGAACCGCAAGUUGACAUGACUGAUAGAAGAAGACAUUUGAAGAGCUGGCUAGACUUCAAAUCUCCUAAAAAUUGCGUUCUCAUAUUGGAUGAUGUUCACGACAAGACAUGCUCAAUCUUGCAACAUCAUGUCCUUCCUACGCGAGGCUCACACUGCAAAGUCGUUGUUACUACAAGAUCUAGAUUAAUAGCCGAGGACAUUCUUCAGCAUAUCUCUACUGACGCCCAUCGUUGCUGGGAGGUCAAAGUACUGGAUACUGGAAGUGCCACUGAUAUGUUUGUGAGAAUUUGGAAGUUUGAUUUUGACCGAACAACGAAAAUCAAAUUACUCAGCGAGUUAGAGAAGAGCAAAAUAUCAGAUGUUCUCAACGCUGUUGGAAAUCUACCCCUCGCGAUUCAAGUUGCAGCAACUUACGCCAAAAAGGAAAACUUGAAUUCAGCGUGGGAAGCAAGAAACAAGGCGCUCAGUUGGGACAUACGCAACCCCCAUUAUCAAGAUCAUCCACUUUAUCAAGCGACACCAAUUUUGGAGAAUGCAUUUGACUUCUUCUUUGAGCUGAAGCAAAAUCCGAAAACUGCUGCAGCCAUUUUUGUGGAUGAUCUCUCCAUUUAUGAUCCAUCUAGUAUCAGCGUUAGACUGUUUGAGAAGCCAGCUGCAAUCUUACAGAGUAUUCGAGAAGCUCCAGUAAACGCACUUCUCUCCUCUUUGUUCUCUUGGUCAAAGCCCGCGGCCCCUCAGAAGCAAAAUGAUCCUACUCCUCGAGUGAUCGACCUCAUAAGAACGCUUGAUAGGCUCUCGUUUCUGACACAGCAGACUCAUGGUGGUUUUGAAUCUUUGUCAAUCCAUAAACUUGUGCAGGAACUCACCAGGAAGAAACUUCGGGAGCAAAUAACUUCGACGGUUUUCCAAUGGCAGCGGCGUCAUAGACGUAUCAGUGGGGAAAUAGAGAGACUCCAUAACGCUAUCGGGGACGCAGCUCAUGAAAUCGAUCCGUUAAAUCGUUCUAUUCAAUACGAAGAGAUUUUGAGCCACAUCAUAUCAAUUCUUAGAUUCUUCGAAGAAUGCCUGGAUGAAGACAGCAGCAAGAUACAGGCGAGGAGGCUCUUCGAACCUCUUCAACAGAGACUUCUAAGGAUGCAAGAAAAGGUUGUAAUUUGUUUGUGGGAACGCAGUCGAUUCGAGGUUGCAGCGGCAUCUGCAAGAGAAACCUUCGGGUUCAACCAGAAGAUCUGGGGGCCGGUUCAUCCGGUAGCAUCGAGAAAUCGUAACUUUCGUGACCUGCGGUUUCAAGGAUAUCAUGAGAUUCAAGGAGUCAAACACCAGGAUGUUCUAAAACUCAUGGAGAAUUUAAAAACAAGAGCCAAAACGCCAGAGACUGAAUUGGAUUACGUGGCUUGUAUUGACCAUUACGCCGCCCUCCUUCGGGGUCAAGGGAGAUAUACUGAAGCCUUCCUCCAAUGUAAAGAGGCACGAGACAGGCGCUGCAAACUACUUGGAAUAGAGGAGAGCUUGGAAGAUCACGAUAAUUUCUCCGUUGUUUACCAGUGCCUGGGAAUGUACGAAGAUGCUAGAAGACACAGCUUUCAAGCGCUUGAAAAAAGAGAAAACAGUCUUCCCGAAGAGCACAUUGAUACCUUAGCAUCCCAUCAUCAAUACGCCACAGUCCUUCACUGCCUAGGCCUAUAUGAAGAUGCCAAAAAUGAGAUCAUACGGGCGUUCGAGGGGAGAUUGCGGCUGCUAGGAGACGAGCAUCCAGAUACGCUGGCUAGCCAGCAAGCAUACGCGGAUAUUCUCCACGCCGAAGGGGCAUAUGAAAAUGCAGCCCACCACAUGCAGGAGACACUAGGUUUAAGGCGAAAUCGAUUAGGAGAAAAUCAUCCUGACACUUUAACCACCCUGGCCCAUCUCGCUACCGUAUUCCUAAGCCAAGGCAAACUUGCAGUUGCGAAGGAAGGCGUUGAAAGCGCAUAUAAACGACGACAAGAAGUGCUAGGUGACAACCAUCCAGAUACCAUCACUAGCAUGAGAACUUUAGCGUCUGUGUAUCGAUAUCAAGGACACUACGUAGAAGCAGAAGACUUGUAUACGGAGGCGUGUCGUGAGAGCCGUCGGGCAUUAACAGAAAUCAAAAUGGAACACACCAUGCAUCCGAACUCCAUCAACUUUUCAAGUGACCAAGCUUGGAUUGAGUUUAAAAACGGAAGAUAUAAGCCUGCUGAACGUACAUACCAAGAUCUAUUGCGGGAACAAGAAAUGUGGCUCGGAAGUAAACAUCCACAUAUUUUAGGCACAGUCAGUAGUCUCUCCAUGGUUUAUCUAAGACUUGGCAAAUAUAAGGAGGCGAAAGCUUCCCUUAGGUCGGCUUUAUUUGCCCAAAAUCAUAGAGUCAAGGUCAAUUCUCCCGGCAUGUUGUCAGUUCUACACAAUUACUCAGUAUUAUUACGACUACAAGGACUGUACGAAGAAUCCGAAAGUCUGGGCAACAAUAUCUUGGUCACCAGAAAACAAAUGUUGGGAACACAGCAUCCCGAUUUUUUAUCCAGCCUUGAAAGCUAUGCCUCUACCCUCUGUUGUCUUGGCCUCUAUCGGGAAGCUGAAACGCUGUGUGAGAGAUCGCUUCAAGAGAGGCGGACGAUACUCGGUAGUGCCCAUCCAGAUACGCUGUGCAGCAUCGACACUUAUUCCUCGAUCCUCCGAGUUCAGAACAAAGAUGAAGAAGCUAACUCUCACAUCCAAAACGCACUUGGUUAUCGAAAUUUAUUAUCGCAUAAUCACCCAGAUCGGCUUUUAAGCAAGUACAAUUAUGUUUGGUUCCUGGAGACAAUUGGAGGGUAUCGUGGAGCCCAGGUCAUAAGCGAAGACGUUUUGGGAAGACGACGGGAAUCGGGGAUCCUUCCAGAUAUUCUUUCUAGCGCUGAGCAGACCGGAUGCAUUUUACUCCAACUGGGAGAGAUGGAAAAUGCCCAGAAAUUGCUGAGAGAAUCAUUUGAAGGACGGAAAACAUUGCUGGGUAAGGAUCAUUCAGAUACUUUGCGAAGUCUUGCAUACUACUGUCUUGGACUCGUUCAAUCCAGUGGCCCAAUGGAAGCUCAGAAAUUCCUCGAGUCUGAACUUAUGAAAGAGAGGCUUCUAGAUAUAGGGCAAAUGCGAAUUGAUUCGCUGAGCGACAUGAAGCAGUUAGCUCGAGCGUUUUCAACCAGCGUAAAGGGAUCACUCGAGCAGAUAAAGCUACCAUGGCACGAAAAGGGAGAACACUCACAUACUGAUCAUAGGUAUAUAACAGCGGCUAAAAGCCUUUUGAGAUCCGGCAAAGUACUGGAAGCUUGGAGAGAGCUUCAGUUCGUUUCGACACAUCCAGAAAUGCCUUCGCUUUUGGUUCUCGCUCUUAUGUUGCAAGGAAAAUUGCACAAGGAACAUAAUAUCCUUAGCUUGAAGGAUGUAUAUAGAAUUCCUGCAGCUUAUGAUCUCAGAGAACGGGGUGACGCUAACAUCCAUACCACUAGUUAA